Messenger RNA from Tympanuchus pallidicinctus (lesser prairie-chicken), 3709 nucleotides. RefSeq names its product transmembrane protein 263 (gene TMEM263). The record is from RefSeq and is a predicted model, not a curated record. The transcript has 4 exons. NCBI's taxonomy places the organism in Eukaryota, Metazoa, Chordata, Aves, Galliformes, Phasianidae. Bases 1065 to 1415 code for a protein of 116 amino acids.
GCUUCGCUCUGCUCUCCCGAAACUUCUCCGUGUUGGGGACGCGCUGCUCGGCCUCCCGUGCUGUCCGUUUCCUUACGCUGCUCCGCGUCGGGAUGUUUCCCGCGUAACUUUCUCUCUGUUUUCACCACGUUCGUGAAGCUGAACUGCACGGAGAGGAGCCCGGAAGCGCUUCGCUUUGUCUGUAUGAGCGAUGUGGGGACCCAGCCUGGUCGGGCACCGAGCGGAGACGUGGUUCCCUGCGGAAGCUGAAGGCAGAAGGGAGGCGGCCUGCUCCGCGCGGCUGUGGGCAGAGUGCUUCUGUGUAACCGGCAGGGCAUGUAACGAUAGCUGAGCCCUGGGCCAUUCUCGGCACCCUCCAUGCUCUGGGCUGAGCUGGGAUGGUCGGUUUGCUCACAGUUCUGCCCGAGGAGUGGUUCCAGCGCUGGAGCAGCGCGGUGCUGCCAAGCGAAAUUGGCCUCAUCCUUGGGUCGUUGUGCUGCUGCCCACAGACAUCUGAGCGGUGGCACUGAGAGAAGCCAGCCCCUGCUGGCGCCUGCUGGGCUGGGUUUGCUGAGCUCAGACAGUGGAGCUGUUUGACUGUGAAGCCUGGGAUACACCGUGAGCAUUGCGUGAAGUCAGGGAGGUGGCACACGUGUCCACGUGCUGCUUGGCGGAAGGCUGAUGGCCAUCAGUGCCGGCUGCUGUCCAGGAUCUCCAUCCAUGCUCACGAAGGAGAGGUUGUGCCCUCAGUGUUUCAGAGAGUUGAAUCUCAUAACGGCCAGGCUCGGAGGCUGUGCUGAGUGCCUCUUCCCACUGUGGCAGGAAUACAGUGGUAGCCCUGUUCUGUACGAUGUCAUUAAUGCAGCACUUCUCUUUCUAGGUGGAUGUGGAACAUCUCUGAGGAAACAGCUGACCUGACGCCUCUUUCACAAAGGAGUAUCUUUGGCACGUACCUUUAGUUGGGAGAGUAAAGAGGAGCCUCGCUUAGGAAACACCGCAGUCGGGUAACCGUGGGCUCCCUUCCAAGGUGGGACGUAAGCGCUUGGAUCUCAUCACACCAAGGAGACACUGAAUUGUAGGCAACAAUGAAUCAAACAGACAAAAGUCAUCAGGAAGUCCCGUCCUACCUCCAUGAUGAACCACCAGAGGGUUCAAUCAAAGACCACCCCCAGCAGCAGCCCGGCGUGCUCUCUCGUGUGACUGGUGGCAUCUUCAGUGUGACAAAGGGAGCUGUGGGUGCCACGAUCGGGGGUGUUGCUUGGAUUGGAGGGAAGAGCUUGGAAAUUACCAAAACAGCAGUCACAUCAGUGCCUUCAAUGGGAGUGGGGCUGGUCAAAGGAGGUGUUUCUGCUGUGGCUGGAGGUGUUACAGCAGUAGGAUCUGCUGUUGCAAGCAAAGUGCCUUUAACAGGAAAAAAAAAGGACAAGUCUGACUAAAGCCAAAACAGAGACAUACUUGAUUUUCUAGAAUAUUACCUUGGUGGCAUUAAAAUCUUCUAAGAUUUGGACCAUGAGAAGCCAUGUGUCUUAGACACUGUCUUCUGAAGAGAAAGCUGAUUUCAUCCAGAAAGGACAGAAGAAGCUUGGCUAGCACAGCAUAUGAAGAUUUGUUACGGCCUAGUUUUCAAGCUUUGUACCUGGUGGAAUGUUACACUUGAUAACUAUAGGAGCGAGUGUGUGUGUCUGAAGGGGUAAUGCAUACUGAAUAAGUCUUCUGCAGUUUUGGACUGAAAUGUGAACUUAGAAACUUAAGUUGAUAAUCUGCCGUGCCAUCAGUUUGAUGAGGUGCCACUUACUGUCCUCAGUGGCUUCCGCACCCUCCUGCUAAGGAUCCUUGAGCUGUGUAAUGGCACCAUGGGAUGUGCCUCAAUAGUUAGUUAGGAAACAGUACUUGCAGACAGCCUGACAGUUUUCAAUGACUGCAUUCUGCCAUUGCAGACUGGAAGCAAACAGAUUGGAAAUGAGAGGGAGAUGGGAGGUGAGAAAGUUUGACAGCGUGGUGCAAGGGAUAAUGACAGUUAACUUAAUGCCUUACUAGAAAAGAAUCUUGCUUUAUUAGGUGAAGCUUUGUAAAGAGCUCUCCUGUUGUUUCUGUGCAGUUCAUUGAACAAGCUUCAGAGACUCUGUGACUCACAUACCUGAAACUUGCUCAGUUUUUAGUGAAUACAAAACUGCUAAAUCUCAGGUGUAUUUAAUGAUAGGCAUCUGUCUCCUGCAAGUGGAGACUCGCUUUGAUCAGCUUCUGAGAGACACCAGAAAAUAAUGAUGGCUUAAUGGAAGUGAGCAAGUGGUUUUGGUCAUCUAACACAGCUAUGUAACUUGAAAAAUUGCUUUGUGUAGCUGGAAAACACUGAAGAACCAGUACAGCUGUUGUCUCAACUCCAUGAUGUGCCAGGUUAGCUUCUUGCUCUGUUCAAACGCAAUAAUUUUUUCACUACAUCUUUAUCUCAUGCUUAGCAUUUUGAGUAAAAUGCAGUACUUUUAUUUAAACCAAAAAUGGCAUCUGAGCUCCCUUUUAAAAAAAAAAAAAAAAAAUCAUCUGAGUAAGCUGUUUACUGACAAAUGCCAAACUUUGACACUCCUCAUAUGGGAACAUCUGUAGGUCCUCCGCAGUGUAUGAGGCAAAUUGCACUCCAAGGACACAGCUUGAGGUUGCCUUAAAGUAGAAGCUGCUGGUGAUCUUUUUUUUGUAUGUGUGCUGACUUUGCAAAUAAGAAGGCUGUGAACGUUGUAUAUGCAGUAUUUUCUAAAAAGUUGUGUUCCUUCCAAAAACUUCUAAGCUUAUAAGCUUACUUUUCAGGUAGCUGUGGUUGUUCAAGGGUAUAUAGAAACUUUUUAGAAAUUAAAGAAAACAAAAAAGUAUAUUACGUGUCUAAAACUUGCUCCUGUAUUCAUGGAUGUUCAAUGUAAACUGUGCACAUGAUGGUAGAGUGGUAACCCUGUCUUUCUGAGCCAUUGGUACUUCAGCUGCAGUCUGGAACAGCUGUACAGGCGAUCAGUAAUGAUUAUGUAUUGCUAGGUUCUCUGACUGGGGCAGUGGGGAGAGCAAAACCCUGCAGGUGGACCUCUGCUCCUUUUCUCAGUUGCACCAGUUGCUUAUCUCUGAACUGCUGGAAGUGUGUCAUGAGGUAAGGUCAAGCAAUAAAUGCAGUCCUUAACUAUUUUUAUAGUCAGAAGGUGACGGAAUGCCGCGUGGUUUGCAGAUCCCAGAUAGCUGCAGGAAUGAGCACCUCAGACACCAGCAGCAGUGGAGCUGCUGCGAAUUAUUGAGCCUGGUGUAGUUUCCAGUGUACCCCAGGGCACUACCAGUGAGCACUGCACGCCAGCUGUUUGGGAGCAUAGCAAGAUUUGUAACACUCAACCCAACCCUUCACUGUUUUCUGAACACUCAAACAUUGAACUUGUCUUACCCCUUUUUUUUUUUAUGGCAUUCUUUAAUUUUUAUGCUAUGAAACUUGCUGCAGAACAAGCGUGUUAGGAGAGAUGCAAUGUUAGAACUGUAAAAGGUUGCCAGCGCUUUGGUAUGUUUUGUUCUUCGCAUGUCCUGUAGUUAUUACUUCUGAAUCUUGUAACUGAAAUGUUUUACCAUGGCGUAUGGUUUUAAUCUUUGAGAAAAGCUUUUUCCUGUAUUCUGCAUAUUUUUCAUUCACUUAAGAAGGUCCCUUCUUUAAGAACUUGUUCUGACUGUCCUGACUCUUGUGAAACAUUAAAUUGUUGCUGUUUCAGACUUA